AUGCGUCUUAUCCACACCUCCACAUUUAGACAGGAAGAAUUCUAUGGCAGCGAGAUCCCUCCUUAUGCCAUUUUAUCCCACACAUGGGGGGAGCAUGAAGUCACGUUUCAGCAAUAUCGGGACAUAGAGUACGCGCGGAGCCUGUCAGCGUUCCAUAAAAUAUAUCACACCUGCCGGCUAGCUGCCUUACGGAACUUGGACUGGGCGUGGAUUGACACCUGCUGCAUUGAUAAGAGCUCGAGUGCCGAGCUCAGUGAGUCGAUCAACUCGAUGUAUACCUGGUAUCAACGAGCAGCAGUCUGCUUUGCUUAUCUCUUUGAUUUGCCUGCAGGUGUCGCCACAGAUCACGGUAACAGCAAUGAUGUCUUUGGAAAGUGCAGAUGGUUCACGCGUGGUUGGACUCUGCAGGAACUGAUUGCACCCCGCUCUGUCAUUUUUUACAACUCCGAGUGGACGGUGUAUGGAACGAAAGAUGAGCUUGCGGAGAGGAUAUCAGCUAUCAUGAAUAUUGACGUGGGAGUACUCAGGGGUAAAAGACUGGAUCAUUUCAGCAUCGCCCAAAGAAUGUCGUGGGCUGCCCACCGCCAGACGAAGCGGGUUGAGGAUAUAGCGUAUUGUCUCAUGGGAAUUUUUGGGGUAAACAUGCCAUUGUUAUAUGGAGAAGGAGAAAAUGCUUUUAUCAGACUACAAGAAGAGAUCAUGCAGGAUUCUGAUGACUCGAGCCUUCUUGCAUGGAGAGCUCGCGAAGGCGGGGCAGACGACACUCCAUCACUCCAUGUGUUACCUGACGGCUCUCAAGUUCGAGGGCCCUUCGCCAGCUCUCCAGCUGAAUUUGCAGAUUCGGGAAAUAUCACCUACCGACCGAGUCUUGAAAUGGGCUACGCUCCAUAUACAAUGACCAAUAAAGGACUAUAUAUCAAGCGUCCUUGUAUUCGAACCGAGCAGGGCGAGAUUUUGUUUCUGGGUUGUGGCAAGGUAAACGGCCUCAGGGACUACAAACUGGUAGGUAUCAGAAUCAAAAGUCUCUCAGGUGGUCGGGGGGUUGUCGUUAGGACAACACCUGCGAAAUUGUUCAUGUUAUCUAUGCAUGAUCUGUGGGCUGCGGUUGAGACGGAGGUGUAUAUUAGAAAGCGGUUCGUGUAG
Molecule: messenger RNA, 1143 nt
Organism: Aspergillus bombycis
Lineage: Eukaryota; Fungi; Ascomycota; Eurotiomycetes; Eurotiales; Aspergillaceae
Exons: 1
Coding region: 1-1143 (380 amino acids)
Source: RefSeq, a predicted model, not a curated record